CGCACCCGCUGCGGCUCGCCCGCACAGCCCAGCCUCGGCGCGGGCCGCAGCCACCCCAGCCUCCGCGACCAUCAUCGCCGCCGCGGAACCGCCGAGCCCGCCCGGCGCGGAACCCAGGCCAGUCCAGGCUGGGCACUCGGGCGGGCGCACGGGCCGCCGCUGUCGCUCGCUACGCUCCGGCUCCGGCUCCAGCUCCAGCUCCGGGGAGGACGCGCUGGGCUCGCUCCUCCGAGACGCUCCGUGUUCUCAGUGCGGAGCAUCCUCCCCGGUGCUCGGCAUCCUCCUCGCAGCGCCCGAGCCUCCUGCUCCGAGCUCAGCGUCCUCUUCCCUGAGCAUCCUCCCUAGUGCUGGCUUGGCAUCUUCCUCCGAGCUCAGCAGCGUCCUCCUUCCGCUCCUCAGCGGCACCCGGGCCCGGUCCCCACCCGCUCGCACCCCACCCGCGGGAAGGAGGCCUCGGGAAUGCAGGGGAGUGGCUGUGGGGGCGCGUCGCCGCUCGGCCAGCCCCUCUGCCCAAACGCGGGCUGCUCCCCAUUGUAGAAGCUGUACCGUGUGACAGGAGGACGGCGUGCUGCUCCCGGCGCGGGGCUGCGGGGAUCUCAGCGAGCUGAAGCCCUGGCAUCCUUUUAGGGUGGGGCGGGGAGGGCCCUGGCUUUUGGAGAGUGGACCGGGAGGAGGACCGGAGCAGGGAAAGGACUCUGUAGGGGACUCGUGAGAGACUAUGGGGAAGGACCAGGAGCUGCUGGAAGCUGCUCGCACUGGCAAUGUGGCUCUGGUGGAGAAACUCCUAUCUGGCAGGAAAGGAGGGAUCCUGGGUGGUGGAUCCGGACCUCUGCCCCUGUCUAAUCUGCUAAGUAUCUGGCGAGGUCCCAAUGUGAACUGCACGGACAGUUCGGGGUACACUGCUUUACACCACGCGGCCUUAAACGGACAUAAGGACAUAGUUCUCAAGCUACUUCAGUAUGAGGCAUCCACAAACGUGGCCGACAACAAAGGUUACUUUCCCAUUCAUCUGGCUGCCUGGAAAGGAGACGUGGAGAUUGUGAAGAUUCUCAUCCAUCACGGACCGUCACAUUCCAGAGUCAAUGAACAGAACAAUGAGAAUGAAACCGCCCUACACUGUGCAGCUCAGUACGGACACUCAGAAGUGGUUGCUGUUCUCCUAGAAGAGCUCACGGACCCUACGAUCAGGAACAGCAAACUGGAAACCCCGCUGGACUUGGCAGCGCUGUACGGACGGCUGCGUGUGGUGAAGAUGAUCAUCAGCGCGCACCCGAAUCUCAUGAGCUGUAACACCCGCAAGCACACGCCGCUUCACCUCGCCGCCCGCAACGGCCACAAGGCGGUUGUACAGGUGCUGCUGGAGGCAGGAAUGGAUGUGAGCUGUCAAACAGAAAAGGGGAGUGCUCUUCAUGAAGCGGCCUUGUUUGGGAAGGUGGAUGUGGUCCGAGUUCUGUUAGAAACAGGAAUUGAUGCCAACAUAAAGGACAGUUUAGGUAGAACUGUCUUAGACAUUCUGAAAGAGCAUCCGUCUCAGAAGUCUCUCCAGAUCGCAACGCUCUUGCAAGAAUAUCUAGAAGGUGUGGGAAGGCCGGCAGUCCUGGAGGAGCAUGCUCAGGAAGACACGACACAAGAGACACGCCUCCCGUCCCCUGCGGAGUCUCCUUCCCAAAAGACUAAAAGUGAAACGGUCACGGGGGAAUUAUCAAAACUCCUGGAUGAAAUAAAACUCUGCCAAGAAAAGGAUUAUUCCUUUGAAGAUCUGUGCCAUACAAUUUCAGACCACUACUUAGAUAACUUGAGCAAGAUUUCAGAGGAAGAACUUGGGAAAAAUGGAAGCCAGAGUGUAAGAACUUCAUCUACAAUAAAUUUGUCACCAGGAGAAGUGGAAGAAGAAGAGGAGGAUCCAAACACUUGUGGGCCCACAGGACUUUGGGAAGCAUUAACUCCUUGUAACGGAUGUAGGAACCUUGGCUUUCCCAUGCUUGCACAGGAGUCUUAUCCAAAGAAGAGGAAUUACAUCAUGGAAAUCGUACCAUCUGCCUCUCUGGACACAUUUCCUUCAGAAAAUGAGAACUUUCUUUGUGAUCUCAUGGACACAGCUGUUACAAAGAAACCUUGCUCCCUAGAAAUCGCACGGGCACCUUCUCCGAGAACUGAUAAUGCCUCUGAGGUAGCAAUUACUGCUCCAGGAACUGGUCACCAUAGAAACAGCUCUACAGGCCCAACACCUGACUGCUCACCUCCAUCCCCCGACACUGCCCUAAAAAAUAUCGUGAAAGUUAUCCGACCCCAGCCCAAACAACGAACAUCUAUUGUGUCUUCCCUGGAUUUCCAACGAAUGAAUCAUAACCAAGAAUACUUUGAAAUCAGCACAUCUACGGGGUGCACCAGCUUUACGUCUAGCCCUCCAGUUAGCCCACCCACCUCUUCUGUGGGAACCACAGAAGUCAAGAACGAGGGAGCUGAACACACAGAUGACCUCUCUCAACAGGAGGACAAUGAUCCCCCAAAAGAAUAUGAUGCUGGGCAGUUUGCAGGCCUUCUCCAUGGAUCUUCUCCAGCGUGUGAGUCCCCUGAAAAUCCCUUUCAUCUGUAUGGGAAAAGAAAUCAAUGUGAAGAUGGACAAGACGAAGCCAGUUUGGCCAACAGUCCUUUGCCUUUCAAACAGACUCCCAUAGAAAAUAACUCAGAGCCUUUGGUAAAGAAAGUUAAACCCAAAGUGGUCAGUAGGACAAUUUUCCACAAAAGAAGCCACCAGCUCGAGAACCAUACCAUUGUUGGAACAAGAACGUCUAGAAGCGGAUCCCGCACUGGUGACCAGUGGGGUGUGAAUACAGGGGGCUUUGUGGAGAGAGCGUGUACUCUGGGGAGAAUAAGGUCAUUGCCUAAAGCCCUGAUCGACAUGCACUUAUCCAAAAAUGUCUCUAAGUCUGAUUCUGAUCUUAUUGCCUACCCUUCAAAGGACAAAGCGAGAGUUAAUUGGAGUGAGUCAUCCACGGCUGAACGCAGUUCUAAAGACAAUUCUGAAAGGACACCUUCCUUCACGUCUGAAUGGGAAGAAAUCGACAAAAUAAUGAAUUCUAUUGAUGUUGGAAUCAACAGUGAACUUGAAGAGAUGAAUGGACCCAGAUGCCCUCUCCAAACAGUGGGACAAUGGUUGGAAAGCAUUGGGCUACCUCAGUACGAGAACCACCUGAUGGCUAAUGGAUUUGACAAUGUACAGUUUAUGGGAAGCAAUGUUAUGGAGGAUCAGGACUUGUUGGAAAUUGGAAUCCUUAAUUCUGGACACAGACAGAGAAUUCUGCAGGCAAUCCAGCUCCUUCCAAAGAUGAGACCCAUUGGUCAUGAUGGCUACCAUCCCACCUCUGUGGCUGAGUGGCUAGAUUCCAUUGAGCUGGGUGACUACACCAAAGCCUUCCUCAUUAAUGGCUACACGUCAAUGGACCUGCUGAAGAAACUCUGGGAGGGUGAACUUAUCAAUGUUUUAAAAAUCAGUUUGAUUGGCCACAGGAAACGCAUUUUGGCAUCUCUGGGAGACAGGCUGCACGAGGACCCUCCACAGAAGCCCCCUCGGUCCAUCACCCUCAGGGAACCCAGUGGUAAUCACACUCCUCCUCAGUUGUCUCCAUCACUUAGCCAAAGCACUUACACCACUGGUGGCUCCCUAGACGUUCCUCACAUUAUCAUGCAGGGCGAUGCAAGGAGAAGAAGAACUGAGAACUACUUUGAUGAUAUCCCCCGAUCCAAGCUGGAGAGGCAGAUGGCUCAGCAGUCGUCUGUCUGUGAAAUAUGGACGAAUCAGAACGCUGGAUUCCCUUUCUCAGCGAUCCAUCAGGUUCAUAAUACAGGGGACUGGGGAGAACCUUCUAUCACCUUGCGACCUCCAAACGAAGCCACAGCCUCAACUCCAGUUCAGUACUGGCAGCAUCAUCCGGAAAAGCUCAUCUUCCAGUCCUGUGACUACAAAGCUUUUUAUUUAGGUUCUAUGCUGAUCAAAGAGCUUAGAGGGACAGAGUCAACACAAGAUGCCUGCGCAAAGAUGCGGGCUGGCUCCACUCCACUGCUGAUGCUGUUCUUGGUGGUCAUCCCACGGUACUGACAUCUCAAAAAUGAUGGGGUCUUCUGUUACAGACGGCUGCACUUUCGCCGGUAGCCUCUCCUGGGCUCUCCUCAGGGCUCCAACCCUGCCCCCUCAGCUCCUCUCCAUGACCCCUUCUUGCCUUCAAAACCAACACCACCUGGGUCACUCUUAGAUUACCAAGUUCAACUGCCAGCACAAAAUACAACCUUGGCCGCCUCUGGAACACAGCUUCUCUGUGCUCUCGGGAAACACUUGCCAGCUUUCACCUCAAUGAUGCCAGUCUCUUCUUAAUCACAGCCCAUUCUUCAGCCCCAGUUGACAAAAACCACAGAUUCUUCACACAAAAGGCCCCGUAGAGUCUUUGCUUCCUUCUGAAACUUCAUAAGCCAGAGGUUUCCAUCUCUGAGCAGCUCGCAACAUUGUUACCUUCUGAGUUCCUACAUAACGUCCCAGUGAGCUCUCAAUGUUCAAAGUCUCUUCUAGCCCAAAGUGUGAAAGUCCUUCCACAAUCCUCCCUACAACAAUGUGGUCAGGUCUGUCACAGCAUUACUGGUACCCACUAUCCUGGCACCAACUUGUCUUAAUUAGGAUUACUAUUUCUAUCAUGAUACAUUACGACCAACAUGAUGGGGGGACCCACAGAGACAGCUGACCUGAGCUGGUGGGAGCCCAUGGACUCUGGACCAGUAGCCAGGGAGCCUGCAUGGGACCAACCUAGGCACUCUGCAUGUAGGUGACAGUCAUGUAGCUUGGUCUGUUUGUGGGGCUCCUGGCAGUGGGACAGACCAGGAUCCCUGGACAGGACAGGACCUGUCCCUGGCACUUGAGCUGGCCUUUAGGAACCUCUUCCCUAUGUUGGAUUGCCUCACCCAGGCUUGAUGCAGGGGGAGGAGCUUGGUCCUGCCUCAGCUUGAUGUGCCAUGCUUCGUUGACACCCACAAGAGACCUGCCCCUUUCCGAAGGGAGACAGAGGAGGAGCGGAUGGGGGGGAUAGAGGAGAGUGGGGAGGGGGAACAAGAGGAGAGGAGGGAGAGGAAACAUUGAGAGGAAACAAUGAAUGAAAAAUUAUUAAUAAAAAAUUAAAUAUCAUGACCAAAAGCAAGUUGGGGAGGGAAGGGUUGAUUUGGCUUACAUGUUCUAUAUUGUAGUCCAUCAGUGGGGGCAAUCAGGACAGGAACUCAAGCUGGGCAGGAACCUGGAGGCAGGAGCUGUUGCAAAGGCCAUGGAGGGGUGUUGCUUACUGACUUGCUCCCCAUAGCUUUGCUAACCUGCUUUCUUAUAAAAUCCAGGACCACCAGCCCAGGGAUGGCCCCACCCACCAUGGGCUGGGCCCUCCCCCAUCAAUCACUAAGAAAAUGUGUUAUGACCAGAUCUUAUGGAGGCAUUUUCUCAACUGAGGCUCCCUCCUUUCAGACAACUCUAGCUUGUGUCAAGUUGACAUAAAACCAGCCAGCACACUAACCAACAUGUGUGCAUCCUCCAUUAUCAACACGUAAGUGGCAUUGUAAAUACCUGGGUCCAUAGUUUACAGUAGGCCUCACUCUUGCUGCUAAACUUCCUGUAAAUCCAGACAAACUGACAAUGACCUGUGUCUACCAUUACCUUUCAGAGUAGUUUCUCUACUCUGAAGUUAUUUCUUUAGAGCUGUUUUAGAUUUGCAGAAAAACGGUGCAUAAAUUACUGCACUUACAUACACUCCCUCUACAGCUACUGAAUUUACAGCUUCCCCUUUUAUGAAAUUUCUGUGUUAGUGUGGCAUACUUGUCCCAAUUAGGGCCAGUAUUGGUGUUCAGUAUUAACUAAAGAAGUUUGCAGUAUAUAUUGGAACUCAUCCUUCCUGUUAACAGAGUUCUAGGGCUCUACAAAUACAUCAUGACAUAUCUACCAUUUCUUCUUGGUUGCUCCCAUGUUUUGGAAAUUCUACAGAUGCUGUAAUAUACACACCCCACCUGUACCCAGGUAUUUAUUCCAAGAUAUUUUCCCCCUGGAUGCAAACUCUAAAUAAUGUCCCUCUUUCUUCAAUGUGUUUGGUGAAAAUUCAGUAGAAUCUGACAUUGAACCCUGAUGAUUCAUUACUGGGCAACAUUGCCAUUUCUGCCUUGUCUUUUGAGGUUGUGUUUAAUAAAAGCCGGAGAAGCUUUGGCACUGAGGCAUAGGGAUGGUGUUGCUCCUUCGUAGUAGCCAAGCUGCUCAUUUCCUGUACACCGACAGUUCUGCAGACGUACUACUGACAUGUGGAGAGUCAGAAAAGAUUUCUCUUUAAUCUUAACAGUCAUUCAGUGCUGCCUUUUUAUGUGAGUGGUCUGAUUCUCUAGCUGAAUCCAUGCUCUAUGACACAGGCAUCAUUUCCUAGUCAGCCCCUGGGGGAAAUACUAGUUCUAGGGUGCUAAAUAUGAUGCCCUUUCUGCAACGUUCUCCGUAGCAGAGAGACUUCUUUCUGUCUUCCUCACAAGGCGCUGUAUGAAUGUCUGGGGGCUCAUGCUUCCCCUCCCCUCCUGAAAGCAGGGACAGUAUACAGUGCCUGUCUCUGUGGUACCUGCUUUGUUGUGAUGGUUGGAUACAACCAUGCAUGCCAAGUGCCUGCUCCCAUUCCCUCUCAAAACAUGCUGGCUUCUUCCUCCAAAUGUUUGAAAAAAAAAAGAGUAAAUUCAUGGGCAGAUUUACUUGAGAUUCUUUCAUUUCAUUUCAUUUCAUUUCUUUCUUUUUUUUCCCCCCAACUCUGAAGCCAGUACCCCUCUCACUGUUCUGUGUCCAUCGUACGUAAGAGUGUAUUCUACACUUCAGGAAUCCUACACUUUCAUUUCCACCCUAUAAAGUCCAUUUCCAAGAUGGAGAAAACAGGUGAGAAAGGAAGCUUCUUACGAGUUGAUGGGUGCAACGCUGCAGUUUCAUAUGUGCUCCAUCUGUCCCUGAAUCAGUCAGAAGUGGCUCUUUCCAGACACUGUCUGUGGGACUGAAUUUUUUACAAAGCUAUAAGGAUAUUAGUUGACCAUUCUAUGAUGUAUAUGAGUUUGUUUUGUGUUAAGUGUUUCCCACUCUGAAGAUUCCACAACCUACAGUGUUCAGCAAGCUAGGCCUUAGUUCUGGCCAUGCGAAGUUCUGUUUAAUUUUUUCCUCUCUGGUCUUCUCCACACCCUGCCUCCACCCCUGCAUUUCGCUCUAGAGUUCAAUCAUUGCUAACACACUGAGUACCAUCACUUCCCUAAUUAGAUUAAUUAUGCCAUUAGAAAACAUAGGCCAUCAUAUUCAACGCAAUGCUCUCAGCAAUCCUACUUUCUCCAGGCCCACGGUUGGCAAUUAGCAUUACUCACGGGUGUUUGAGGUCCUGGAAAUUGCUCUUAAAAGGGAAAAAAGGAGGCUAGGCUAGGGCAUAGGCUCAGGUGGUAAAGCACUUGCUGUGAAAGCAUGGGGCCUUUAGUUAAGGAAUGCUCACCACCACCCAGGUAAAAUGUCGGCUGAAGCCGCACAAGCCUAGAACUCCAGCUCCAGGAGGUAGAGACAGAAGGAUCCACGGAGCUCAGCCAGUCUGGUGGGAUCGGUGGGUUCCAGGUUCAGUGAAAGACCCUGUCUCAAAGCAUAAGGUGGAGAGUAAUUGAGGAAGACACCAACAUUAACUUCUGUUCUCAACAUGCACACGAGUACACCACGCAUACACGCUCGCUCACACGCGCGCGCGCAUGCGCGCGCACACACACGUGCGCACACACCCACAUACAUGGAGAGAGAGAGAGGAGUGGGGCACAGAGAGGGAGAGACACACACAGGGGAGGAGCAGGAAGGAAAUGGCUGCUUUUUAAUGAGACUAAGAGAGAACAGAGGCAUAUUUUAAGUUCUUUUAAAGUCGAGACUAGGCAGGACCUUGGAGCAUAUUAAGAUUUUGGAGCCCUUAGUUCCCAAAGCCUUUGUACUCUCGCCAUAGGUCUCAUGGCAUCUCUUCUCCUUAGUCUGUGUAACUUUUAAACUUUCAAGCUGGAAGCAGCUCUACAGGGUGACUUUUUAAAUAGUAGAUUUCUGGGUAACAGGCAAUGCUUUGGUCUAAGCAGGACGGCGGUCUUUGCUCUUCCCUGUGCUUUCAAAGAAAGUCAGUGGAAGGAAGCUGAAAGGUUUUGUUUUUUUGUUUGUCUGUUUUUUUUUUUUAAAGUUAGAAUGCCUCCUUCCUUAAAAAGGACUCAGUCUAAAGCCAUGAUUAGAUCGUCUGUCUUUGCACAGAUUCUUCUGGGAGAAACUGCCAUCUGCAGACGUGUUUUUAGAAAGGCUUCUCAGGAACCAGGAUGGGGAAACAUGUAAAGGACCUUUUUUCAACUUCUGUUGACAAAAUUUCCGGGAGGAAUCCAUUUUUUUUUUCAUUUUGUUUUGAUUUUUGAUGCUGGGCAUUGAACCCAGGGCCUCUUAAGUGCUGAGGUUUGCAUUUUAUAUGGUCACCUUCAGAUAGAAUCCUGGAAUCAGGUCCCCACCUUCCUCCGGGACCCACUGGACUCUGUGGGGAGGAUGGAAUCCAAUGCUUCUCACAUACUGACCACCACCAAUGAGCUACUUCCCAGUGCACAGAAAGAUGGCAGUGCCUUUUUUCCCCCAUAAUCCCCACUUAUCUUAAAAUCUCUCUCUAAAUAUGUUUAUUUAAGUGAACAUCAUUGGCCACAUAGGUCAACACCUGCACUGGGGAGACUGAGCCAGGAGGAUCCAAAGUUCAAAGCCAUCCUGAGCUGUAGUGCAAGUUCAAGACGCUGUCUCAAAUAAUAAGUUGUCUUUGACCCAAAUGCAUAGUUAUGUUUACCGGUCGUUGUUUAACAUUUUCACUACUGUCAGAACAUCACCGUAACAGCCUGGUGUGCUGGGGGAAGGGUACAUCCUAAGACCCUCCAAAUACCAGCACUGGCUGAAAUCCACCUGUGUCAACUACGCACCAAACACUGACUUACCGGGUGUAAACCUCACAUCUAUACAAAGAGGACUCUGCAUUAACCAUCUUAGAAAUGAAGUAACUGAGCAAAGAGGCUAGCUAGCCACAUAGCCAGGGAGAAGUGGAAGGAAGCCAGGAAGCCAAGCAUCUCCUCCUAUGCCACUUUUUGGGGUUCUGGGCUUGGUUUGGUUGUUAUUGUUGAAACAUGGUCUUACUGUGUAGUCCAGGCUGGGAUCCAACUCACAAAUCUCCUACCUUAGUCUUCUGUUGGCUGAGACUACAAGCAUGUGCUAUUGUACCCGGCUACCUUCCUGUGGUCUUGUUCUCUGUAUUGUGAAGCCUCCCAAAAGGAUGAACUCAUCAGUGGAUCAUAAAAUCCAGAUGCACACACACACACACACACACACACACACACACACACACACACACACGCACACGCACACGCACACGCACACGCACACGCACACGCACACGCACACGCACAUACACAUGUACACUGCUGAAGUUGUAUUUACAAGUAAUAGAUUUAGAGACUCAGCACAGGACUAGGGUGAGAGCUUUGUCACUAAUGUGACUACUUUAAAAGCGUGAGAACCUGAGUUUAAAUCCCCCACUAUGAAAAAAGCCAUGUGUGGUGAUGCACGCCUAUAAUUUUGGUGCUAGGAGGCAAAGACAGAAUGAUCUUGGGGGCUCACCAGCCAGCCAGUCCAGCCAGUCAGUGAGUUCCAGGUUUAGUGAGAGAGCCUGUGAGAAAAAAAAAAGAUGGAGUGCAAUAGAGUAUGACAACUAAUGUACACACGUGUGUGUAUAUACACAUAUAUCAUAUACAGGAAAACAGAAACAAGGUGGACGAGCAUCCGAGGAGAGAUAGCCAAGGUUGUCACACGUGUGUAAACACACACACACACACACACACACACACACACACACACACACAGACUCAAUCGUCUUGUUAAACUAAAAAUCAUUUUUUAAAAAUUUAACCAAAAAAGUAUUUUUUAUUGCAAAGUGAUAUAAAGUCAUGGUUCUCUGCUUCCAAAGAGACAGACAGACAGAGAGACAGAGAGAGACAGAAAGAGAGACAGAGAGAGAGAACAGAAGGAAGAAAUGAAAACAACUAAUUUUACCACCCAGAAGUGGUAAACAUCCCCCUGUUAACACCUUGUUCAUGUGUGAUCCUUCAAACUGAUUACUUAGGCACUCCUGGGCAUUACUUUUUCACUAAAAACUGGAAAUGUUCUGUACCUGUUGUUUUACGGUCUAUUUUAAACCACAGUUAUAUUUGGGGAUUUAAAAAAGAAAAGUAUUUCAGUAACUCUUCAUUCUCAGUAUUACUUGUAGUGGUUGAUUACAAUAUUCCACUCCACAGUUGAAACAAUUCUUCAGCCGAUUCCUCUGGUUAUUGUGUCCAUUUCUAGUUGUUUUGAAAUUAUAACCAGGGUUCUUCAAAAGUCCUGAUUACGUCCCUAGAUCGGCCACUAAAUGUGGAGCAGUGGAGCCAAAGGGUAUUCCCACCUAGAAACUCUACAGAACCAUUGCCAGACUGCCUUCUAAACACCCACUACAAGUUACACACUCACAAGCAGUAAGUGAGCAUCCAGCACUGGGUCUCAGCCUCAUGGGCUUAUUAUAUUGACAUGCCCGCUCCUAGCGGAGAGAACAGGGGACUUCAUGAGAAGCUGUGUAUCACCAGUAUGCCAUCUAGUCUCACCAACAUCUAUUCUGGAUGUAACUCUAUUAUCUUUAUGACUCUUACUUUAUGUGAAGAAUGUUUCCAGCUCUCACAGUCCCUGGGAACCAUGAAAGGAUUAAAUAAUCCUUGCUAAUUGCUCUCAAGACCAAGAGCCAUUGUGAGAAACGCUAAUGGCAGAGUUUUGGAAAUCACUUGUCAAGUGCUUUGAUAAACUGGCUCCUUAGCAUGAACGUGGGAUGCUUUGCAGCUGAGUUUGCAUGCACAGCAUCAGAGCGCAGACCUGACAGGGACGUUCGAUCAAAUUGAUCGACUGCGUUUUUUAGAGCAGUUGCUCUUAAAGGGUGGGCCCCAGACUUGCAGCAUCAGCAGCAUCUGGAAAAUUGUUAGAACUGCGAAUACACAGGCCCCAGCCCACUUUCCCACGCCUCUGGGUGCGGGCCAGUCAUUUACCAAGCCCUUCACAGAAUUCAGAUACAGUCCAUAGGUGGAGAGCCGCUGUCUUGGUUCCCUGGGCAUUCCACUGAGGACGCUGUGUAGAUCAGCUCUUCUGGGUAGAUGCCUGGUGCCAUUACGCCUGGAGACUGGCCAGGCCUAGAACAGACUCAGAGGGUAUCACUUUGGGCCCGGCUAGAUUUUGGCAGGACUUUGUGAGCUCUAUAGCCGUUCACCCUCACAGCAAGGAGACGUGUUCGGAACAGUCACUGCUUACUGUUCAUGUCGCAUAGUCUUGUGUAGGUUCCCAGUCCCCUCGACCUUUGGGCCAGAGUUCUUGAGACCACAAGAGCCCCGUGAAGUUAUUUAGACACAUUUCUCAGCCAAAUGAGACACACUCAUUUAGGGACAGUCAAGAACCCAAACUAUUUUUAAAGAAAUACAGAACAAGAAACUCCCAGGCUGCCACCAAUCAUCAUCCUGCCCUCUAAGAAGCCCUUCCUGCUUCUCUUGGUGCUGCAUCGGGAGUUGGGGUACAGUUGAUGAAAACCCAGCCCUUCCCUCCCAGAGGCUGAAAACUUACCUACCACGGCAGCUCUCUCCACCCCAAGGGCCUCUUCAUAGCCCACAUCAUGUCUUCCCAGGCUUAGGGUACCAUGGCUCUCUCAGUGGCUCCACAUCAUGUCUUCCCAGGCUUAGGGUACCAUGGCUCUCUCAGUGGCUCCACAUCAUGUCUUCCCAGGCUUAGGGUACCACGGCUCUCAGUGACUCCACACCAUGUCUUCCCAGGCUUGGGGUACCAUGGCUCUCUCAGUGGCUCCACAUCAUGUCUUCCCAGGCUUAGGGUACUAUGGCUCUCUCAUUGGCAGGGCAUGAAGGUUCUCUAUAGCCCCAGUUUCAUGCUGGUGUCACCGUUUGGCGUCAGUAGCCGGGAGAACACCCUAUGAAGUGACUGUAUUAUUUACUUGUGACUUGAAAAAAGACCGACUCUGUAGGGCUAAACAUGGCUGUCUACCAAUGGUCAUAGAGAAGAGUCAAGACAUCUGUGGGUGGGUCUCUAGGCUCUAGGGAAGCAGAGCCCUUGAAAUUCCAGGCAUGAACACGAAGAGAAAGCCUUGUGUCAGCAUGGGAGGCCCAAGAAGACUUUCCCCAGAAAGCAAUCUUGGCGCUGACUGCCCUGUAAAACUCAUUACAGGGUGAGGGUUCAUUUUGAAUAACUAUUCUGAGGGCUGCUUUUUAUGCCUUACCCCACCACCUAGCUAGUUUUGCUGCGUAAAAGAUCAUGAUUCUGCCUCCUAUAGUUUUUUAAUCAUUUGAAAGUCACUGAAGGCUACAACGCAUUACUCUUCGACCUUAUUUAAAUUUACUUGAGAAAACUGAAUAUCAUCAUUACACUUUUGUAACUAAGGAAAGUGGUAGAUGGCAAAAUAGUUAUGACUCGGGACUGAAAGUCUAAUUAGAGAAUAUUCUCAGAGUAGCCCCGUGAAAUCUCUUCCCCAGCCUGUGCUUUGGAUAGGCUGUGAGUAACCAGGGGAUUGUAAGAAAGAAGGCUGAGGGCUGGGGAGAUGGCUUAUUGGGUGAAGUGUUUGCCGCCCAAGUGUGAGGACCUGAGCUUGGAUCCCCAGCAUCCACAGAAAGGCCAAGUGUGGCAGUGCAUCUCUGUAACCCCAGCCCUGGAGGGACAGAAACAGACAUGUUGUGGAAGCUCACUGGUCAGUGUAGCCCAACCAAUGAGCUCUAGGUGUGGUAAGAGACCUGGCUCCAAAUAAAUAAGAAGAACAGCAGAGUAAGACACUAGGUGCUGGUAUUUGGCCUCCACCCUCAUACAAAUGGGUGAGUGCAUCUGCCUGUAACACACACACACACACACACACACACACACACACACACACACACACACACACAAAGAGGAAGGAAGGAAGGAAGGAAGGGAGGAAGACUGACUGGCUGAGGCUAAGGCAGCCUCUGUGAAUGGCCUCGCUCUUUUCCCUCUUCCUGUGGCUGCCGAGGCACAAAUGAUUCUUACUGGGAAGAUAAAGCUCACUCUCACCGAGCCUGAUGGCUCACAACUGAAUUACCCCUAACCCCAUCAUGAGCCUCUCCGCACUCAUGCCCACUCAGGAAAAGCAUGUUCUGAGAUCAGUGAGUCCAUGCGCUCAGAAAGGAUGUCCCUGAACUGCUGAGUCUAAAUUUUAAAAACAAAAACAAACAAACAA
This is a messenger RNA of Peromyscus californicus insignis, 13322 nucleotides long. RefSeq names its product ankyrin repeat and sterile alpha motif domain containing 1B (gene Anks1b). The record is from RefSeq and is a predicted model, not a curated record. The transcript is spliced from 23 exons. Gene Ontology annotation, molecular function: protein binding. Gene Ontology annotation, cellular component: cytosol. The coding region runs from base 719 to 4099 and encodes 1126 amino acids. NCBI's taxonomy places the organism in Eukaryota, Metazoa, Chordata, Mammalia, Rodentia, Cricetidae.